UUUAUUGUACAUUUCUAUUUUCUAAAGGAUAUAUAUCAUUAUAAUUCAGUAGACACAAGAUAACAUUUGUGAGAAGUUUAUUCAUCUAAUUGAUCAUCGAGAUAGAAACCACCAUGGCUGAAGCGGCUCUAAUCAGUGGAUUGCUUUCAAACUUGGCACCUCUGAUUAAGGAUGAAUUCUCGUUGUUUUGGAGUUUUAAGAAGGAGGUUCAAAAGCUAUCCAGCACGCUAACUUCGAUAAGUGCCGUUCUUGAGGAUGCAGAAAGAAAGAAGGACAAGGACAAACAAACGGAAGAUUGGUUGCGGAAACUGAAAGAUGUGGCGUAUGAGGUUCGAGACAUCAUGGAUGACCGCACCUAUAAAGAUCUUCGUCUUCAAGUCAAAAGGCAUAAUGCCUCCUCUUCAACCCGGAUCAAGGUAACCAACUCAAUAACCCAUCCUUUUAUCAGCACUUGGACACGUCUAAAAGUUGGUCACAAAAUUAAGGAUGUUCAAGAGAAGUUUAACCAAAUUUCUUUAGAGCGCCAAACGUUAAGUUUGCGUGAAUCUAUUCAUGACAAAUUUACUAGUCGUUGGCGUGAAACCAUAUCUCUUUCUAGUUGUAAUAAAGUAUAUGGGAGAGAUAUGGAGAAGAAAAAGAUUAUUGAUAUUCUGGUCAAUAAUACAUCUGGUGAUUGUGCUGAUAAAAAACUAUCUAUUCUGCCAAUUGUUGGAAUUGGGGGUCUCGGUAAAACAACAUUAGCCCAGACGGUCUUCAACGACGAGGAGAUUACUAACCAUUUUAAAACCAAGAUCUGGGUUUGUGUUUCUGAUGAAUUUGAUAUUCAAUUGGUGAUGAAAGCCAUCUUAGAAGAAAAGGCGGAAGCACGCUUAGAAGAAUUGCAGAAAAAAGUUAGAGAAAAAUUGAGCGGGAAAAGAUAUUUGAUUGUGUUGGAUGAUGUUUGGAAUGAAAAUGUUGAGGCAUGGGACCAAUUAAGAUCUAUCUUGGAUUGUGGAUCAAAUGGUGCGUUCGUCCUUACCACGACACGAAAAAAAAAGGUGGCAAGAAUCAUGGAAACGAUUGAACAUUUUCAGAUAUCAUUGCUCUCUGACGAGGAUUGCUGGCUACUCUUUGAAGAGCGUGCAUUUAUGUGUGGAACACCAAAAACUCCAAACUUUGUUGAUAUUGGAAAAGAAAUAGCUAAAAAAUGUAAGGGUGUUCCCUUAGUUGCCAAAACAUUGGGAAGUCAAUUAGGCUUCAAAAGUAAUAUAAAUGAAUGGUGCAAAAUAAGAGAUAAUGAGGUAUGGGAUAUAUCUCAAAAUGGAGAAUCUGAUCUCAUGUCCAUUCUAAGGUUGAGUUACUAUGACCUCCCUUAUGAUUUGAGAAUAUGCUUUGUGUUUUGUGCUAUAUUUCCCAAGGAUGCUGAAAUUGAAAAGAUGAGAUUAAUCCAAUUGUGGAUGGCGCAUGGUUUAAUUCCUACAGUUAAAAACCAAGAAGUGGAAGAUACUGGGAAUGAAAUUUGGAAAGAGUUGUAUUGGAGAUCCUUUUUUCAAGACGAGAAAUCAGAUCAAUAUGGAAUUUACGAAACAUGUAAGAUGCACGAUCUUAUGCACGAUCUUGCCCAAUCUAUUAUGAAAAAUGAAUGUUAUACGUUGGAUGCUAAUAACUCAAGUGAUGGUUUAAAACGAGAAAUCCGUCAUCUAACGGUAAUGGUUGAUGACUUUGUCAAAAAAUCAGUUCAUUCUCUUAAGAAAAUUGAAGGGUUGCAUUCACUAAUGCUCAAUGGCAGAGAUGUUGAUGGAAAGCAAACUUUUUUGAGUGUCUUGAAGGAAUUUCCGGCUUUACGUGUCCUUGAACUAAACUGUGAUAUGCCGGUUGUAAAUUACUUGGUUGAAUAUGAAAGACUUUGA
Messenger RNA from Impatiens glandulifera, 1889 nucleotides. RefSeq names its product putative disease resistance protein RGA3. The transcript is spliced from 2 exons. Gene Ontology annotation, molecular function: ADP binding. Gene Ontology annotation, biological process: defense response to other organism. NCBI's taxonomy places the organism in Eukaryota, Viridiplantae, Streptophyta, Magnoliopsida, Ericales, Balsaminaceae. Bases 114 to 1889 code for a protein of 591 amino acids. The record is from RefSeq and is a predicted model, not a curated record.